AUGCUUGACGGUAUCAACAAUGAGCCUGGAAUUAUGGGUAACUAUUCUAAUCUAUCUAGGUUCAUUCACACUAAUGCCAUUGUUGAUUUAUCAGUGCCUCAGAGCCUUAUUCCUACCAUUGCUACCUUGCCCACUAUUAUCGCACAAACCCGUUCUACACUUAAUGGCAUUGAAAAUGAGACUGGGACCAUGGGUAGCUACACUAAUCUACCUACACUUGUUCACACUGACACCAGUAUUGACUUGUCAGCACCCCAGUCUCUGAUCCCAUCCAUUGCCACCCUACCUGCCACCAUUGUGUAUCAUGGCCAGGAAGAUUCAAUAUCUAUCGACAGCGCUAUUCCCAACAUUGACAACCAACCACACAUGACACUCACUAUGACGACGCUCGAUGAUAACAAGUGCAAUGUCUCUCAAGCACACAUUUUCGAUCUGAAUCUUGAAGGUACAAGCUUGCAUGCCUUCAACAAUAAACAUAUUGAAAGUUUCAAUGAUCCAAAGGGUGAGCGUGCGCUAACACUUGAUGACUACAACAUGCUCACCAACAUCCUUAACCACGCAGCCCCCAUUAUCAAUCAUGAGCCUAUUAUUACUACCAAGAAUGAAUCUAUGCAGGAAAAUGUCGCGGAUUCGUAUGAACGACUGGAUGUAUUCUUUGUUCAUUCCACAUCUAUGGAUCCACAAUCCCCAACAUAUGGACACACCAGUACACCUUUUUUGUCGAGCAUAUUCCCUCACACCCCACCAAACUCGCACCUUAGUUUAUUAAAAUCCAAUGAUAUCUUGCUGUCCCAUUUUUUUUCGAGUCAAAUGGCUCUACUCUGA
Molecule: messenger RNA, 825 nt
Organism: Suillus clintonianus
Lineage: Eukaryota; Fungi; Basidiomycota; Agaricomycetes; Boletales; Suillaceae
Exons: 1
Coding region: 1-825 (274 amino acids)
Source: RefSeq, a predicted model, not a curated record